CCACCGUAGUUUCUGUAUCUUUGCUUCUGUGUACAGUGGUGAGCUGAAGUGCCUGGCUGCUGUUGUGGAUGUAUUUGUAAAGACAUCUAGUGAUGUCUCUGGUAGGAGUUGCGUUGGCCGUUCUGGUUGUUUGUUUGACAUUUAUCUUGCGGUUAUAUAUAGUAUUGAGGGCCGGCGCAAAACAUAAGCCUGGAGCUAAGGGUUCUGUUUCUGUUGUUGUCGUUGCUGGCUCAGGCGGUCAUACCACAGAGAUACUGCGACUGGUGGAGUCCCUGUCAGGAACCUAUUCUCCUCGACACUAUGUAAUUGCAGACACAGACAAGAUGAGUGAGGAGAAAAUCCUGACAUUUGAAAAAUCCAGAGCAUGCUCCGGGCCAAACUCACAGUUUACCAUCUGUCGGAUUCCACGAAGCCGGGAAGUGCAUCAGUCCUGGAGUUCCUCUGUGGCCAGUACUCUGAAGGCCAUGCAGUACUCACUCCCUCUGAUGUUUAGAGUCAGACCUGACUUGGUGCUGUGUAACGGCCCUGGGACUUGUGUUCCUGUGUGUGCUGCAGGACUCCUCCUUGGACUUCUUGGAAUAAAGAAGGUUCUUCUCGUUUAUGUUGAAAGUAUUUGCCGAGUACAGACACUGUCGCUGACGGGCAAGAUUCUGUACCCAUUGUCAGACUUUUUCUUUGUGCAGUGGUCUUCCCUAAAGGACAGAUAUCCCAAAUCCCUUUUCCUUGGAAGAAUAGUGUAAAAAAAAAAAGUCACACAGUAAUUACUGCUGUACUCAUAUUGAAUGUAUUUUAAUAAAGCAUUGUGGAACCAGGACCAUAAAAUAA
Messenger RNA from Cynoglossus semilaevis (tongue sole), 825 nucleotides. It is a transcript of the gene alg14, whose product is annotated as ALG14 UDP-N-acetylglucosaminyltransferase subunit. The record is from RefSeq and is a predicted model, not a curated record. Gene Ontology annotation, cellular component: UDP-N-acetylglucosamine transferase complex. Gene Ontology annotation, molecular function: N-acetylglucosaminyldiphosphodolichol N-acetylglucosaminyltransferase activity. The transcript has 4 exons. Bases 93 to 740 code for a protein of 215 amino acids. Gene Ontology annotation, biological process: dolichol-linked oligosaccharide biosynthetic process. Lineage: Eukaryota; Metazoa; Chordata; Actinopteri; Pleuronectiformes; Cynoglossidae.